AUGUUUUACACUUUAACAAUAGAACAAAGAGAUCGCCGUAAGAAGGAUAAAAAAGCAAAUUAAGUUAAUUGUCCAUAAUGUCCAGCUUCUUUAUAAGGAAUUUUAAAAUCUAAAGCAUUUUGGUAUUUAUUUUUAAUACCCUUUAUAGUAUAUUUUGUUUAAAUUAUGUUUGCAAAACUCAUAUAGUAAAAAAACGAAAAGAUCCUUUAAUUGAUGAUAAAAUUGGUAAAAUAUGUAAAGAAUGUGAAGAUGCAAUUCUAUUUUAAAAAAUUAUGUCAAAGGUAUAAAUAAUUCUAUAAAAAUUCAGCAUUAAAAAAAAGAAUAGGAAUUGAAAGAUUAGUAUUAAGAAUUACAAAAUACUUUGGAUAAUGUUAAUAGUUAAUUUAAAGAUUUGUUAUCUUAAGAAUAAACAAUUAAAUAUACAAUUGAAAAGGGCUAAAAAGAAUAUGAGAAAAAAGAGCAAUAAGCUAAAUAAAAUAUUAAAGAAGCAGAAGAUAGAUAGGAUUAAUGUAAUUAGGAAAGCCUUUAAUUAAGCCAAUAAUAUCGUAAGUUAGUGGAGGAAAAAUAGAUUAAAGAGAAAGAAAAAUAAGCAUUACAAGAAAAACAUGAAAAUAUGUAAAAGUCUAUAAUAUAAUUAGUUAAUAAUAGGAACAAUAAAUUUUAAUUGAAAUUUAAGAAAUUUAAGAAAAUAUUAAAACAGUAAAUGAGACUAUCAGCAAUAUUACUUAAGAAAUCGCCAGAAUUAAUUAUAAUUAAAAAUCUGAAGAGAAAGAAAAAUAAAGUCUAUUUGCCCGAUAUACAUAAAGUGGUGUUGGCACAAUUCAAAUUGAUUCUAAAUAAGUAUCUGAAAUAAUUCCAAGAACAACAAUUUAAAAAAAUAAAAAAUAAAUACUUGAUCAACCAGAUAGAGGAGAAGGAUUUUGUUGUAUGAGUAUUAUUCCGAGUAAUUCUAAAAAGAAAAAGGGAUGA
This is a messenger RNA of Paramecium pentaurelia, 969 nucleotides long. NCBI's taxonomy places the organism in Eukaryota, Ciliophora, Oligohymenophorea, Peniculida, Parameciidae. The record is from the annotation of a GenBank genome assembly.